Messenger RNA from Solanum tuberosum (potato), 778 nucleotides. RefSeq lists its product as uncharacterized. The transcript has a single exon. The record is from RefSeq and is a predicted model, not a curated record. The coding region runs from base 105 to 686 and encodes 193 amino acids. Lineage: Eukaryota; Viridiplantae; Streptophyta; Magnoliopsida; Solanales; Solanaceae.
UCUUCUCCUUCUCCACAUCUCCAUUAACAUCCCUUCAGGCCUUCACCCAAAUUUUCUCCCAUUACCAGAAAUUCAAACACAAAUUGAGAAGAAAACUCAACAAUAUGGGAAAUGGAUACAAUCAACAUCAUCAACAACAGCUUUAUCACCAUAUUCGCCAUGGAAGCUCAAGCUUCUUCUUACCAAUGCUUUGCAAACUUUCAAUCAAAGAUGUAAAAUUACAAAACUCCAAACCUCCUUCUUCCGCAAAUCCUUCCACUAAUACUACUCACACCGAACCUACUUCCCCAAAAGUAAGUUGUAUGGGCCAAGUCAAACGAAACAACAGAGUAACUGGAUUUCCGACGCCGUACAGACCUACUUCCACCGCCAUAACUAGACCGGUAAAUUCUAAAGUGAAGUACAUGAAGCUGAAGAAAUUGUUCUCCGGUAAGAAUUUUACUCCCGCCGGUAAUGGCGGAGAUCGGAAAUCUGAUAGAAGUAAAAUUAAUGGAGUUGCUGUUGUUGAAGUGAAUGUUAGUGAAUUAGAUCCGCCGUUGCCGGUAGUGAAGAAGGUGAAUCCGGUACCGGCGGCGGACGGCGGUUUAUGGAAGAGAAGAUCUGGUGGUAGUGCAUUGAAAAGUUUGCAGAUCCAACAGAUUCAGUUACCGAAUCACAAUACUUUACUGCAACCGACCACUGUCUAGUGAGUUACUGUUUACAAAAAUUUACUGUAGAUUUUUUUUGUAAAUGAUUAAUUUUUUUUUUUACAUUUUAUUUAGUGUAAUGAAUAACAAAG